Molecule: messenger RNA, 1254 nt
Organism: Ustilaginoidea virens
Lineage: Eukaryota; Fungi; Ascomycota; Sordariomycetes; Hypocreales; Clavicipitaceae
Exons: 2
Coding region: 1-1254 (417 amino acids)
Source: RefSeq, a predicted model, not a curated record
AUGUCGGAUUCUAAUCGUGGCUCAGCCACCUCGCCCGCCACUGGAGGAGGAAGCUCUCAGAGCCCUCCGAGUCCUGCUUCGAGCUCGCAUGCCAACGACGCCACCACGAGUCCUCAGCAACCGCCCGCAACGUCAUCGUCUGCUCCUCCUCCUCCUCCUUCUCUUUCGUCUCCUUCUCCUUCUCCUUCUCCUUCUCCUCAACCCACUACAUCGUCUUCAAGCCCACCGCCGGCACCAACAACGGCUCCCGCAUCUUCCGCGGCCCCUGCUCCGAGCCCGUCGUCUACAAGUUCACCCGUCGCCCCGAGUACACAGGAGCCUCCCAGCUCUAACCCUCCUGCCCCGUCUUCAUCUACGCCAAACCAGGCCAGUCAGUCUGUGCCGGUUGUAACUGUAACCCCUAGCAAUGCGGUCACAACCAUUCAAGUCGUCAAGUCGAUCGCGAUUCCCUCCACCACACCUCCGUCUUCUGCGUCAAAGGUAUCGAGCACCUCGACCCCAGCUCCGAUAAAUCCCGGAGAAGAUGGCAGCGGCGGCGGUCUCGGCCAACCUGCCAAAGUAGCCAUCGGUGUCGUGGUACCUAUUGCCGCAAUCGCCCUCCUGGCAUUGUUUGGUUUGUGGUGGUGGAGGAAGAGAAAGGCUCGUCAAGAAUCCGAGGAGGAACGACGCAAGGAGGUCGAAGACUACUCGUACAAUCCCAAUGCUGAUCCUACAAUCCCGGCUGUCGGUAUGGCCCCCGAUUCUUACGAGAUGAGAGAGGACGAAGGUACCGGAUACCGCGGAUGGGGUUCCACGACGGCUGCCGGCUCAAUGGGCCGCAAAGCUUCUACUACCAUGUCUGGCGGAAUGACUACCGGCGCAUUUUCCGAUGGCGGUGGCCAAAAUCGAGGCCACCACCCAGACGCCAAGACCACCGACCCCAACGCGGAUGGCUCCUCAUCCCCCGAGGGCGAAAUUCUGGGUGCCAUGGGCCCCUCAGCGGCCAAUAAUCGUGGCGGUGAUGUCCGUCGAGGCCCUUCCAAUGCAUCGUCCUCGUAUAGCGCAACUGGUCGAUCGGAAGGCUCAGACGGCGGCAUGUAUCCCAAUGGUGGUACAUACUAUGACCAGUACGGCCAGAAUCCCUAUGGCGACCAGCGUCCUCAAGAGCUGGCUGGGCAGGCUGUCAUACGGGAUAAUCCGGCCCGUCGCAACACGCGCAUCGAGAACCCUUCGCACUAUCCUCAGCAGAGUGCUGGUAUUGCCCAGAAUUUCUGA